Camelina sativa (false flax) is the source of this 1013-nucleotide messenger RNA. Lineage: Eukaryota; Viridiplantae; Streptophyta; Magnoliopsida; Brassicales; Brassicaceae. The record is from RefSeq and is a predicted model, not a curated record.
AUGCAGAAGGAAAUGGAUGUUACACCCAAGGUCGCUUAUGUUCUUCAAGGAGCUGGAACAGCCGGAAUCGUUCUCCCUGAGAAAGAGGAGAAAGUGAUAGCAAUCAAGAAAGGAGACUCCAUAGCCUUACCUUUUGGUGUAGUGACAUGGUGGUUCAACAAUGAAGACACUGAGCUAGUCGUCCUCUUCCUUGGCGAGACUCACAAGGGUCACAAAGCAGGACAGUUCACUGACUUUUACCUAACCGGUUCCAAUGGAAUCUUCACCGGAUUCUCAACUGAUUUUGUAGGCCGAGCAUGGGAUCUUGAUGAGACCACCGUGAAGAAGCUCGUUGGUUCUCAGACCGGUAAUGGAAUCGUCAAGGUUGAUGCGAGCUUGAAGAUGCCUGCACCAAAGAAUGGUGACCGUGAAGGGUUUGUGUUGAAUUGUUUGGAGGCUCCUCUUGAUGUUGACAUUAAGAAUGGAGGAAGAGUUGUUGUUUUGAACACAAAGAAUCUUCCUUUGGUCGGUGAAGUUGGGUUUGGAGCUGAUCUUGUGAGAAUUGAUGGACACUCCAUGUGUUCUCCUGGAUUCUCUUGUGACUCGGCUCUUCAAGUUACUUACAUUGUUGGUGGAAGUGGUCGUGUUCAGAUUGUUCGUGCGGAUGGGAAGAAAGUUCUUGAGACUCAUGUGAAAGCUGGUGCUUUGUUCAUUGUUCCUAGGUUAUUUGUUGUCUCCAAGAUUGCUGAUUCUGAUGGCUUGUCUUGGUUCUCCAUUGUGACUACUCGCGAUCCCAUUUUCACACAUUUGGCCGGGAGGACAUCGGUGUGGAAGGCUUUGUCGUCGGAGGUUUUGCAGGCAGCGUUUAACGUGGAUCCGGAGGUGGAGAAGGCUUUCCGAUCUAAAAGGACCUCUGAUGCCAUUUUCUUCCCCCCUUCCAACUAAAUACAAUGAAAGAAGAAGAUUUAAUUUAGUGGUUUAGUUGCUAUGGUUUAAGCAAGUGUUAUGGUUUUUAAUUUAUUUGGGUUUUUAUG